Messenger RNA from Anopheles merus, 2993 nucleotides. RefSeq names its product proton channel OtopLc-like. NCBI's taxonomy places the organism in Eukaryota, Metazoa, Arthropoda, Insecta, Diptera, Culicidae. The coding region runs from base 254 to 2773 and encodes 839 amino acids. The transcript has 4 exons. The record is from RefSeq and is a predicted model, not a curated record.
CAGCAAGGCAGAGAAUGGAGUGGAAAGAACACCAAGAAGCAGUUGUCAAGAUCGAGUCGCAAAACGAAAAAGUUGUUCAAAAGUGUCGUAAAGUUCGGGACAAAAUUGUUGCUUGCAACGCGUCCCAAAACAAACCGUGCUGCAUCGGGCACUGGUUGCGGAAGGUGCACUCCUCCCCCCGCCCCGCGGAACCUGCGGACACACCGAGCGCGUCAGGUGCGGCACACGCAGCAACAGAGCAUCAGCAUUCGCAAUGCGUAUAACGCGAUACUCGCGUACGAGAGGGGGAGACUACUAUCAGCGCGGUGCCGCGAAACCGUACCGCAGGCGCGGUGCACACAAUGGACCGAUUCCAUUCCGGGACUACACCGGCCACAGUCAACCGGCGGCGUACUCCCCAUACCACGGCAGCGGGCAGGAGCGGCGAUACCGUGGAGGGCCCUCGCCCUCGGACGACCGACAGCCGUCGGUGCCGCGCGACCGACCAGCGGAACGGGCGUCCCGCGAACGGUACCGCACCGACGACUACUCCCGGCACAGCGUGAGCCGCGACCGCAGCCUCUCGUCCGUGCUGAGCGACAUCAGCUCCGGCAGCAGCUGCUUCGGGACGGUGCGGGCGAGCGAAGCGUACGGCAGCCCGGCGUACGAGGACCUCACCGACGAGGACAAACGGGGAUCGGUGGACGAGAUGACGGACUCGUCGAUGGCCCUGUCGCUGGCGCCGCCGCCCGUUCCGAAGCACAAGAAGCGCAAGAAAGACAAGCGCAAAAAGGAGAAGGCCCGCGAGCGGGAGCGCAAGCGGGCGAAAAAGGAUCGGCGCCGGCAGAAGGAAAUCCUCGAGGAGCGCAUCUGCCCGCCCGAGCACGACGUAGCCCAGUCGAAGGAGAUAUUCGCCUCCGGCCAGAACAUACUCGUCAGCGUCAGCUUCAUCGAUAACGAGAAGGGCGGCAAGGAGCGAGGCGACCGGCACAAGAAGAGCAAGCGGAAGAAGGCGAAGCGGGAAAAGACGCGCGACAAGCUGAUCGUUACCAAAGAGGAGCGUGCGUCCGAUGCGGCAGCAUCUGGCCGCACUCCUCGCCGGAACAGCAGUCCCAGCCCGGCCAGCCGCGAGCUGGAGGCGAAGGACGUGAAAGAGAAGUACAAUCUAAAGCAGCAGCAGCAGCCAGCGCAAUCGGAGCAGGAGAAGAAGGGCCAGGAGCAUGAUCCCAAGCAACUGCAACACCAACAGCAGCAGCAGCAGGCGGAUAAGCAUCAGUCAACGGCGCUUCAAUCAGCCGAUCCGAAACCGCCGGCGGCCAAGAAGAAGAAGCUCGAUCCGGGCGUCAAACCGGUGAUGGUCAUCGAUCUGGAGCGUUCGCCCGGCGGGCAGAUAAUCUCCAGCCCGAGGGAGGUGAUCGUGCUGAGCGACGAGGAGGGCAAACGGUCGAUGGUGCAACGGCCUGGCAAGGAGGAAGCGAAAGGGAACGAAGCCGACCAAAGCAACCGUGGCCCCAAUACGCCCCCGGAACCGGCCCCCAAAUCGCCCGACUCGUACGAUCCGUUCGAGCCGACGAAAUCGUCCCCGAGCACCGCCAUCUCCCGGCACGACAUGGGCAGCAUAUCAUCGCUCAGCUUUCUCGAUCACCAUACUCACCACCAUCAGGAUGAUCAGCAGAAAGAGGCGAAAGGUGACUACCAUCAUCACUCGCAGGGUCACCAUCCGCACCAUCACCACCACCACCACCAUCAUCAUCCGCACCAUCCACACCACGGACACCAUCACGGGCACCAUGGGCAGAUGGGCUCGGGACAGGACCGCUCCAUGGCACAGCCGGACCCGACGGGCAGCUCCGAUGGAGUGCUGGAUCUGCAUCCCGACUCACCGCCGUACGACAAGAUGAACGCGCUCAACAGCAGCCCGGCGCGCACGGCCACCACGAGCCAUCCGUACCACCACCUGCACCAUCCGUCACCGAUGAAGGCGAUCAUCAAGUCGAUGCCGAAGAAGCUGCUCGCUGCAGGCGGUGGUCGAGAGGCACGCUCGCACGGUACGGCCGGCAAAGCGAACGCACCGACGGCCGGCGGUCAGCCCAGCGGCGGUGGUACGACCAGUGGCGGUGCGACCACAAGUGGCGGUGUCCCGUUCGAGGAUGAGCUGAACGAUGGGGACAUUUCACCGUACUCGCCCCGCUCGAGCGAUUGUGACGAGCAAAUGUUCGAACCACCGUGCCACGACGGCAACGGGGAAACGCAAACGAUCGCACUGACGGUUGACAACCUGCGCAAGGUGUUCGGGAACGAUCCGAAAACGCUGUACGGCGAUCUGCGGAAAAGCUACCAGCAUCGAUCGGUCAUUGCGGUGGACGAAAUGUACAAACCGCAUAAAAUGACGCUGGAAAUGCUGGAUGAAAUACCUGACUCCGCGGUCGACAUGCAGGUCAAGGAAAAGCUCAUCAAAAAGCUCCAACGGCAGGAGCGAAUCGUGGAGGAGGUGAAACAUUGCCUUAAGCCUCACUUCAACAAGAAGCGUAUCGACAAGGACGAAUACAAGGAGAUUAUGCGAAAGUCUAUCCCCAAGAUCUGCCACAGCCGUUCGGGAGAAAUCAAUCCGGCCAAGAUACAGGCCCUCAUUACGGCGUACGUCAAGAAGGCGAUCGCCAAACGGAGACUGAUGGGCGGUGAAGGAUCCGCCUCCGGCACACCGUUGGUAAACCCGGGCAGCUACGGGAUGCCGGCGGGCACGGCCACCGCUACAGCAACCUCCAUACCCCCGGUAAUGCUAAUGAAUCGUUGAGCAAACCCGUUUAGUGUGUGCCCAUGACAUGGGUUUGUUUUCGCGGUCGUGUAUAUCAGUGGUUGUGUCGGUUUAUCAAUCAAAGUAGCGCUGGUAUCCAUGUAGCAUAUUGUGACGGAUGGAGAACAAAACAGCAACCACGCAGACAAGCGCAUAGAGCUUAACGAGGCGAAACACAUGGGCGGAAAGAGCGCUAGAGGGGCGUAGAAACAGAGAGAGA